AUGAUUUCGAUGAAUGUAGAACGAAACAAAUUAGCCGUUGUUGGACUUGGGAUUGCUGGUAUUGCGGCUGUGAAGAAUCUGACCGAGGUCGGGUUUGAUUUCGGCUUCUCCGAUUUCCCCUACGCCGCCGGUGACAAUGAGGUUCCACUUCGCCCGGCCGAAGUCCAGGCAUUCCUUGAGUCGUAUGCUCACCAUUUCAAUAUUAAGUCUCGAUUUCAGCUUAAUACCAGAGUGACGGCUGUCCAUCGAGUUGGAAAUAAGUGGCAUUUAAUUCUCAAACGUAAAGAAGGCAAUCAAGAGGAACAAGCAUUCGAUAGACUGGUCGUAUGCACCGGACUCUUUCAGACUCCGAGAGAGCCCCACGUUGAAGGGCUCGAUCAGUUCGAGGGCAAAGUAUUCAACACUCAAACCUAUAAAAAGCCGGACAACGUUGAAGGAAAACGCGUAUUGAUCGUCGGUCUCGGCGCCACGGCAACAGACAUUGCUAGAGGCCUUGUAGGAAUAGCCAAAGAAAUUUAUAUUUCUCAUAGACACGGAUGUCUUGUCCUGCCAUAUGGCAAAGCAAACGACAUAUGUUUCCCAUCUCUUCGUAAACAGCAUGAGAACGCAAAUCCGGAAUGGGGCCUCGGGAACGCUCCAUCAUUGCCUCACAAAUUACCAAUCCUUGGAGACGGAUUUUACGAUCUUCUUCUUUCUGGAAUAGUUACUUUAGUUCCUGGCCUGAAACAAAUUCAUCAAUCUCACGUAGAACUAACAGACGGGAAAAAUCUGGAAGUCGAUGUUAUAAUAUUCGCAAUUGGCUACGAUAGGUCUUAUUCAUUACUCGGCCCAUACGAUCCAUCCCGGAAUAUGCCACAAGCUUGGAAAGACGCUCCUGGAUCCAUGGGCCGGCCUCUCCCAAGGCUUUACCAAGGGAUCUUUUCUCUAGAUUUCCCAGAUUCCCUUGCCUAUUCGGAACACGUAGGUUCCACUCUAUCCGCAACGAUAAACGGAGACACGGCAUCAAUGGCGCUCGCUCAGGUGUGGCUCGGCAAUUCAAAGCUACCGUCUGAUGAAGAGAUGGCGAUCAGUGCCGACAAACAGAAUAAAAUGGCCACAGACUUGGCGAAUAAAGGAGGAGUUUAUGACCCUGCUCUCGUGGACAGCUUGGAAUGGAGCUUAUGGGCAGACAAAGUAGCAGGGUUUGGCAUCCAGGAGCGACUUGGAUAUGGGUGGAAAGCUUGGUGGCUUCGGUUCACCGAUCCCAGCCUUUACAAAACGCUUCUGGAUGGGAAGUUUUUACCACAAGUCUAUCGCCUUUUUGAUGAAGGGAAGCGGCCCCCAUGGAAGGAUGCUCGAGAGUCGCUCGUCAAGGCAAACGAACUCGGGUAG
Trichoderma asperellum CBS 433.97 is the source of this 1371-nucleotide messenger RNA. RefSeq lists its product as uncharacterized. Lineage: Eukaryota; Fungi; Ascomycota; Sordariomycetes; Hypocreales; Hypocreaceae. The record is from RefSeq and is a predicted model, not a curated record.